AAAGUUGGCGUUUCCUUGAAGCUAAUGAGUCUGAUGUCAACUAGAGCNCAUGGCUUCCCGAAACCCGCGGGCAAAGAUAAAGCUAUACACAACAGACAAUUAAGUGUGGAAAGACCUUUGGAGGAACAGAUUGCUGAAGCUGAGGCAGACAAGAAUAGGAAAAUAGUUCCUACAGAAAAUAAGCCAGAGUUCAGGAAUUAUUCCCUUGUUGAUGACCUGAACCUGCUAAAAGCAGUAGCAGAAAGAGAGAGGAAUGAAAAGGAGAGGGAGUCAAUUAGAAGCUCUUUGUAUGAACAGCAACUGGCCAUUGAUGAUGCAGACUCCACCAAGAACCGCAGGCUCGUGGAUGACUAUGACUCCACUAAAAGUGGACUGGAUUAUAAAUUCCAAGAUGAUCCAGAUGGCCUCCAUCAAUUAGAUGGCACUCCUUUGACUGCUGAAGACAUCGUUCAAAAAAUUGCCGCAAGAAUUUAUGAGGAAAAUGAUAGAGGAGUGUUUGACAAGAUCGUUUCAAAGCUUCUAAAUCUGGGGCUAAUCACAGAGAGUCAGGCCUACACCCUGGAAGAUGAAGUGGCAGAGGUUUUACAACAGCUAAUUGCAAAUGAAGCAAAGGAUCGUGAGAAGGAGUCUGAAGAUUUUGAUUACCCUCCCAGCAGAGCAGACAGUGAUACAAAGAAAAGCCAACAGGAAANNNAGACACCAAGCAAAGCUGAUCAGGAUAGUUUCAUUAAUGGAGAGAUUGAUGAUACACUGGAUAACACAUGGUCACCAUCUAAUAUCUUGGAAAGAAGAAAUGAGCUGCCUUCUGAAGAUAAUUUCGAAGACCUCCAAUAUUUUCCAAACUUUUACGCACUAUUAAAAAGUCUUAACUCAGAGACGGAGGCAAAAGAGAAAGAGACCUUGAUAACUAUCAUGAAAACCCUGAUUGAUUUUGUGAAGAUGAUGGUAAAAUAUGGAACAAUCACACCAGAAGAAGGAGUUUCCUAUCUGGAAAACUUAGAUGCAAUGAUAGCUGAGCAGACAAAGAAGAAGCUUGAGAACCCUUCCACUAAAACCAGAGCACAGCUACCAGCAGACAAGAGUAGUGAAGAAGCAGACAGUACGAAGGAAGAAGCAGCUAGAAUGGAAAAGGAAUACGAAAUCUCAAAGGAUUCUACAAAAAAUGAAGAACAAAAUGCAGCAGGGAGCAGUGAAGAGCCCAGAGGGAAAGCUGAGGCAUAUUUGGAAGCAAUCAGGAAGAACAUAGAAUGGCUAAAAACCCACAACAAACAAGGUAACAAAGAAGACUAUGAUCUGUCAAAGCUGAGAGAUUUCAUUGAUCAGCAAGCUGAUGCUUACGUGGACAAGGGCAUCCUGGACAAGGAAGAGGCUGAUGUAAUUAAACGCAUAUAUGGCAGCCUGUAAAAAGCUAGUGGCUGCCAAACGUGUAGAAAACUCGUAUAGCUUCCCCCACUCCUGGCUGAAUGACUUGUGAUCUGUUAUUUUGAGGGUAUCGUUAGAAAUGCUCUGUUUACGUUGUACUGACAACUUUCUAGGCAGAAAUGAAGAGCUGUAGUGCUCCGUACACCGACUGCAUACCGUGUGUUCCUACACUCGCAAAUCAACCCUAAACGCCAAAUUCUGACACCGAAUCUCUGUUUGACAGGGUAAAUAUUGAUGUGAUGUUCUCUUCCAUUUAUUAUUCGCAUUCGGUUUCCUUUUGUAGAUAAACCAGUCAUUUCUGAUGUAAUGCUACAUCUUUUUGCUCUCACUCCACUAGCUUUCUAGAUGCAACUAUGUAAAGGGCAUUAUUAGAAAAUAGUUCAUAGUUCUCUAAAUAAAGUAUUUGAAAAUAA
Molecule: messenger RNA, 1835 nt
Organism: Pygoscelis adeliae (Adelie penguin)
Lineage: Eukaryota; Metazoa; Chordata; Aves; Sphenisciformes; Spheniscidae
Gene: SCG3
Product: secretogranin III
Exons: 14
Biological process (GO): protein localization to secretory granule
Cellular component (GO): secretory granule membrane
Source: RefSeq, a predicted model, not a curated record